AUGGAGGCCAUUGGUGCUGCUGCCAGCGGCAUAGCCCUGGGCCAGCUGUGCAUAGGCAUCUCCAAGGCCGUCCACCUCUGGCACUCGAUCGAAGAUCUCCCCGUAGACAUCCAAGAUGCCGUCGACCGCCUCGAGGCCUUGGGUCCCGUCCUGGAAGACAUGUUCACCAUGAUCUCUAGCUCCGAAGACGACUACGGCGGUCCGGAUCCGAGUCUCCAAGUACCGGCUCGGCACGCGAGGGCAUGCAUUGCAUACGCCACCAAGGCGCACCACGCGCUCAAGGAUAUGGUCGAGAAGCUAAAGACUGCUACGCAUAAACCGCCGAAAGCGAGUGUCCAUGGCCGUGCGAAGCGGAAGCUGAGACUUGCUUGGGCUGGGUUGAAGCGUGAUGAUGUGGUCAAGCUGGAACGGAGGCUGGAUUCGGCUGUUGGGAUGGUUCUUAUGUGUGUUGGGUCUUACGAGAGGGCGAUGAUACAAGCAUCUCAUGGUAGAAUAGCCGAAAAUAUGGCCGCGAAGGUAGUGAAAAGUCAGAGGAAGCUACAUGAGGCGAGCGAGGAGAGAAUUGCGCAAAAGGUAUCGCACGAUGUGUCGGAACAACUAGAGAGAUUGGCGAAACAACUUCAAGCGCCGGAAAAUAGCCGCGAGAAAGAGGAAGAAAGUCCAAAGUAUGUCAUUGUCAGGUCAAAAGCGGCCUGGAUGGGAGCGAAACUACCGUCGUAUCAACCCACUGCGAGGGGCCAGCUCGCGACCGUUUGCUCGAGAGAACAGAGCGAAUGGGGCCUAUCUGUCCAGUUCCCAGCUUGGAUAUCCCGAGCUGUGUGGCAGAUACAGAUCAGUUGGAGUAUGACUGGCGGGUGGCAGCAGAGUCUGCGCUCAUUCAGCGUCAGGCCGACAGAUAGCGACAUCUUUGUGGCCGUGGGGAGGGGCAAUGUGACAAGCAUGAUGGCCAUGUUCAGUAAAGGGGACGCAUCGCCGCUCGAUAGAGACGAAGACGGUGGGUCUCUACUAUAUGUUAGUUCUGAAGCCCCUGCCUUGAACGUCCUUUGGAAAGUUAACGUUGCGUUGCAGUAUGCUACUUUCAGAGAGCAAGUCGAAGUAUGCCGGACGCUUCUAGACCUUGGCCUCGAAGAUCUUAUAGAUGAUGGUGGCGGGUCAAACAAUCUCGUUUCUCUUUUUCAGUCCCGCAGCGCUAACGUACCGACCCUCAACAUAGAGCGUAUGUUUGACUUCAACAACGAAAACUCCUAUAGCGACGACUGGCUGCGCAUCUUCCAGAAUAAGUUUCUCCCGGGCUAUCACCAACUUCCGUUGCGAGACCGCGCAGAGGCCGUUCGAUUGGGAGCGUUCAUAGUGCUUAGCCUUGAUACCUACAGGCACCUGCUGAGAGAAGACGAAAGAGUGCUUAUAACAGCGGAGGAGAUUAGCGGCUCGGCGGAGGUCGGAUUUUCACUAGUUCACUCUGACGCCAUCGCCAUGGGGAAAAGGUUUGCGGACGAGGUGUCUUACGGCGAGCAUCUUCGUUGUGAGGAAGAGAACGACCAUGCAUCAGAGGAUGAAGAUGACGAAGAAGAAUCUAAGGAAAAGAGGAGAAGGGCCAUGCCUCGUUUCCACCCGUACGACGACACAUGGAGACACUCGGUCAGCGAGACCCUCAGAGCCGCGGAUCGAAUACACUUGCACAGAGUUGAGACCAUCGUUCCUUGGGACGGGUACCGGGUUCCAGUCUGGACAGGCACGCCGUUACUCUCAGUCAUCGGCGGGACCCUCUGCCGCAUCUCGCCCAUAGUUCCAUGGGAUGAGUGGGACGAUGUCUUCCGAAGGGUCUUACGACAGUGGCUGAGGGCCAUACGAGACGCCGGCAUCGAUCUGUUACAAUACGGUAUAGAUGAGAUGCGAACGCUGGAUUCCGCCACCGCUGCUGACCUUAGAGGGGCGUUUGGCGCCGAAGCCAUUGUGGCCUCGCGAAGACAUGUGCGCAACCCACUCAAGAGGAGAGAGUCGUGGAUGAGAGCGGCAGACCGAGAGCAUUCGGGGAAUGAUCUUUACUGGAUUCCCGUGCGCGUUAUCGGCUUGAGUUAUGGGUCGCGACUCGACGACUGGAGGCUUUGGUGGGCGCCAGAGUUCGAGGCAUUCGCUGCCGAUUUCUGGGCUCUUGUUGAUCGGCCGAGACCAGUCAUGCCAGGCAGCUGGAGAUGGGGCCGGAUCAUGCACCAGGGUGGAGAAACCUACCCCUCGCCGGUCCCUCAGGAGCUGAUUGCCGUUGCCCGUGGAGAUUCGCUCGCUCGUAGCUCUCAGCAGACAUCGCAUCGUGCAAUGGAGUCGGGAGAAGCAGACAUCCGCCCUCCUGGCAAGGCAGGCUCCUGGUACUUGGGCGACCCCAAGGAACUCAGGGAGCAUCUCGAUGGAUUCCUUUCCGAUGUGCCCGAUCAAAUCGACGGAACCGAACUACCGGUCCCUGGCGCUCGAGUCAUCAUUGCCCCCCACGCCGGGUACGAUUACUCAGGUGCCACGGCAGCCUGGGCCUACAAGGCCCUCGACCUCAGCAAAGCGAAACGCGUAUUCAUUCUCGGGCCCUCUCAUACCUUCUACUUAGUAGGCUGCGCUGUCAGCGAGUAUGAGAAGUAUGGUACACCUUGGGGGAGCCUCAAAGUGGACGAGAAGGUCACAUCUCAACUCUUCGAAGACCUUGAAAUCCCUGCGAUUCCGAGAAAAUACGACAACGCGGAACACUCGUUGGAGAUGCACCUGCCGUACCUCUGGAUCCGGCUGGAACAAACCUUUGGCUCGCCCGAGAACUUUCCGCCCGUCGUACCGAUACUGAUCGGCGACAACAACAAGGCAGAAGAGAAGGAGGUGGGCAAGUGGCUUGCCGAGUACGUCAAGGACCCGGAGAACGCAUUCAUCGUCAGCUCAGACUUUUGUCACUGGGGCUGGCGUUUCGAUUAUCAGCCCUACUGCCCGGACGGGACACUCAACAGCAAGAAGAAGCUCUCCAGAUUCGACCCCACGCCCGACGGGCCGCCCAUUCACGAGACAAUCAAGAUGGUGGAUGACUUGGCGAUCGAGGCCAUCAAGACAGGGAAGCACAGCGAGUUCUGUGAUAGCAUCAAGCAGACCAAGAAUACAGUGUGCGGAAGGCACCCGAUCGGGGUGACAAUGGCGGCACUUGAGGAAUUGGGCGACCACCGGUUCACGUUCAUCCAAUACAACCGUAGCGAAUUGAUCCAGCGGCCAGGAGACAGUAGCGUAAGCUAUGUUUCGGCCUAUGCAGUGGUAUGA
Molecule: messenger RNA, 3279 nt
Organism: Colletotrichum abscissum
Lineage: Eukaryota; Fungi; Ascomycota; Sordariomycetes; Glomerellales; Glomerellaceae
Product: memo-like protein
Exons: 6
Coding region: 1-3279 (1092 amino acids)
Source: RefSeq, a predicted model, not a curated record